AUGUCUAGCGACGACAGCGAUUCCGCUACGUUCUCACCCGCCGCUGGCAGUGUUAGCGGUGAUCUUCUUGAUCUUGGUAUCCCCCUCCCCAGCACGUCUUUCAACUUGGACGACGUCCGUGAGGUCCUUGACAACGUUGUUAGCACUUUUGAUACGACCGUCUGUCGCGCCGCGCUUCUCGAGCUCCCUCAGUCCGCCGCCGCCAAAGACCUCAUCGCCGGCAUCGACGACGACGAAGACAAACAAGUCGUCCCACGGGAGCACCUCGCAGACGCCGCCAUCAUCGCCGACCAUCCCGCUUUCCGCUCGAUCAUCGCCCCGCUCGGUCGUCUUCACCACACUGACCUUGCGCUCUACGACGACGUCGCCAGCGACCUCGAGCGCAGCGAGCAGGAGCUGCAGACCGCCCGCGCCGUUGCCAAUGCGGCCCAGGACAACUUCGAUCAGAAGAACCUCGACUACGUCAACCUUGAAACCUCGUACAACAGCCUCCAGAGGAAGCACGACGAGCUGGUCGCGGACUACAACGCCCUCAAGUCUCGCAGCGCCAACAUUCGAGCCCCGUACGACAACCUCGCUGAGACCCCGGGCAAGAUGUCUUCCCUCAGACAGACGGUGGAGAACCCACCUAUCUUCACUGGCAAGGAGAACUGGAAGUGCGACCCCUUCCUCUAUGUUGACGAGGAUGUCAAGAUCAUUCGUACCGCUAUGCUGCUUGGCCCUGAGAUCCUGUCUGGCAUUCAGGACGAUCUGGACGUUAUCCAGAGCGGUGGUGACAAGUAUACCUGGCGCUGGAAGACUGGCGUCGAGUUCAUGGAGUACUCCGUCCAACGUCCCAUAGCCGAAUCGUUGGGGUAUGCGAACCUGCAAGGCUGGAUGUAA
Messenger RNA from Sordaria macrospora k-hell, 882 nucleotides. RefSeq lists its product as uncharacterized. Lineage: Eukaryota; Fungi; Ascomycota; Sordariomycetes; Sordariales; Sordariaceae. The record is from RefSeq and is a predicted model, not a curated record.